GAAACUUGUCUUUAGGGCUUAGAAUGUCAUAAUGCUAAUGGGAGCGGAAAAGCAAACAGGACCAGAUCAAGGCUCUAACACCCCCGGAGGACCCUUUUCAACGAGCAAUUCGUUACUUUCACGUGCAACCCAGGGCUUAGCGCUCUCAUAGAAAUCCCUGAGAAUGACCUCGGGAGUGUAAGCUAGCUAGCCUAUAGCCCAUGACUCACGUCUUAUACCCCGCUGGAACCCCAGUGAAGCAAGCUCUCAGUUAGGAACAGCCUCCAUGCGACUACAAUAGCACUCUUUUCUGAGUAUCAUCAAAUUUCUGCUUUUUUGAUCUUUGUCUGAUUGUUGAGUGUGAUAAUCAACUGCAUUGCCAUCUAUCUACGUUUUCUUCCACCUCAGAUAGCUUAAACAGUCAAAUCAAAAUGGAAGCUAUCUUUGGCCAAAUCAGACAAAUCGCCAAUACACUUGGUGACACGGCGAAGUCAUCCUUAAUCCGUGAUCUUCAUACUUUAGCACAUUCGCUAGAAAGCGUGGAUGACACUGUGAAAAGAAUAAGCCACUUGCAUGAAGAAGCUGCGGUGAUUCGCGUCGGUAUCGAUCUCAAACUAUUCGACAUACUGGAGGCUCGCAGAUCUCCACUCAGUCUUGAUGAAAUUGUCAAAACUACUGGUGGUGAUAGCCAACUUAUUGGGAGGUUGAUGCGAUUUUUAGCUUCAGUCGCUGUAAUCGAAGAAACUGGUAAAGAUGUUUUUUCUGCUACUAAUGUAACCAAGAAUUUGGUGGUUGAAGGGAGUCAAGCCGGUGUUUGCCACGGGUUUGAGACUUCAGGACCAAUGUAUCAAAUGCUACCAGAGUUCCUGAAGAAAACGAAUUAUCAAAACCCAAAAGACCCUUUUCAUACGGUUUUUCAAGAUGCAUUUAAUUUUCCCGGGUCAGCUUUUGAAUGGUUUGGCCAGAAUCCCAAAAACCUUAGAUAUUACCAAGAGUAUAUGGCUGGUCGUCGUCAAAGUGUACAAGAGAUGUGGAUGUCAGUUUAUCCAAUCGAAUCCGAGACAAAAGAGCUUGAUCCGAAGGCUCCGUUACUUGUUGACAUAGGUGGAAAUAUCGGCCAUAACUGCGUACACUUCAAGACAAUGUUUCCUAAUAUUCCUGGUAGAAUCAUUCUUCAAGAUCUGCCAGAGAACAUAAAGGCCGCUCUUUCAACACCGGGAAUCGAACCAAUGGUUUACGAUUUCUUCAAACCACAACCUAUCAAAGAUGCAAAGUAUUACUAUUUGGCUCAUGUUCUUCAUGAUUGGCCAGAUGAUAAGUGCCGCGAGAUUCUUGAGAAUACGAAAGCAGGUAUGGGUGAAAAUUCGGUCAUUCUCAUUGAUGAAAUGAUUCUGCCAGAUACAGGGGUCUCUAUGAAUGUGACUACGAUUGAUCUCGAAAUGAUGUGUGCACAUGCGUCUCAGGAAAGAACACAGUCGCAGUGGGAUAAUCUCCUCGCUACAGUGGGACUCAAGAGAAUUGAAACUUGGGUUUAUAAUGCUCCUGUAUAUGAGAGUGUGAUGAAAGUUGUUCAAGUUUAGGAAUUUGAAAAGACCAGCCUUUUCUGCGUUGAAAUUAAUACCUUAUUUUAUCUA
This is a messenger RNA of Botrytis cinerea B05.10, 1613 nucleotides long. RefSeq lists its product as hypothetical. The record is from RefSeq and is a predicted model, not a curated record. Gene Ontology annotation, molecular function: O-methyltransferase activity. NCBI's taxonomy places the organism in Eukaryota, Fungi, Ascomycota, Leotiomycetes, Helotiales, Sclerotiniaceae. The coding region runs from base 411 to 1559 and encodes 382 amino acids. The transcript has 5 exons.